AUGGAAAAAUUAAGGGAGAUUUUGAAUAAUUAUCCAGACUCUACAGAGGUAUCACUUGAGAAGUGUAAUUUAACUACCUUGGAUGAUGUAUUGGAUUAUUUGGGAAAAUUAGGAAAUCUUAAAGUUUUAAGGCUUGGUAAUAACUUCCUCUCAAAGCUUCCUUCAGAUAUGAGCAACAUGAAAAAGCUCGAAUAUUUAGAUGUUAGUAACAAUCCUUUUGGGGAUUUGGAAGAUAUAAUGUCAGGCUUGGUUUCUCUCCCUUCCCUAAAACAUCUCUACAUUUCAUUGAACGAAGAUGAUGAAGAUAAUUUGAUUAUUAGUAUGGCUAAUUUGCAAUCGUUCAAUGGUACACCAUUAACAGAUAUUCCUGAUAAUGAUCCAGCUUUAUACAAUGAAGAAGAUGCUCCUGGUGAAACUUUUACUUCAAAUCCACCUCAAGACUCCUAUGCUAACACUGAACAAAACGAAAAAGUUGAAUUCAAUGAAACAGACCUUGAAAGUUCAAGAAAGGUUUACGAAGCAUCCUGCUUAUUCUUAGGACAAAAGCCUCAAUUUUCAAACUUUGCUGCAGAUACUAUUGCACAUUUAAAGAAUAAUUUAACAGAGGAAACUGAUCACGUUAAGGCAACAAUUACCAUUUCAAAUGCUAAUAAGACAUUGUACGAUAGAAGCUUUGAGGAUAUUAUUGGUGUUAUUGCAAAAUCCGAUAAGAAAUUAUCAAGUGUUUUGGCUAUUGUCAAGAGCUCUUACUCUGGCCUCCUAGAUGAUUGUUUCACUUUGAUGGAUAAUACUGUUCUUGAAUAUAAUAAGAGAGUUAGAUCUUUGCAGAAAGAUUUAGAUGCAGCAGAUGUUGAAAUAGGACAACUUCUUGAAGCUGCUGAAGCACUUCAACAAUCAGCUUCCGACAGUGAAAGUACUAAGAGAAAAGUAUUGCUCAGCUGGGAGAAGGAAAGAGAAAGUUUGUGUGAAGAAAUAGGAUUCUUAAAGACUGAAUUAGAAAAAUACAAGAACAGACUUACACAAUUCCAACUUAAUAGACAAAAGAUUUCCACACAAAUCAAUACUUCACCAUCCAAACUACUUAAAACACCACAAUCACCUUCUACAGGUAAUUCACAACUGAGCAGUAGUACUUUUAAGCUGUCUCAAAUUACUGUUAAUGUGAAUACUAAAUCCCUAACUUUGCGUCAAUUAAAGGAUUUGAUCGAAGAAAUUUACGCAUCUAAGCAAAAGUUUGAUGAAAAGUGUGCAGAGAGCAGACUUCCCAGAGAAACAAUGGAACAACAUUUAUAUACAUACCUCAAUCAAAAGUAUGGUCUUAAGAAUAUAAUUUUGGAUUAUGCUUCAUCAAUUGUCCAAGGUAUUAAGAGGUACUCUACUGAAGAUAACGAUGUUGCUGUAUUUGGAAAAAUUUUAAGAAAUGAAAUCGAUGAAGAAUUUAGAUUUGUUCAAAAACAAUUAAAGGAUACUGUAGCUGAAUUAUUAAAGGUUUUCCUUAGAGGAAAAUAUACUAAGAAGAUGGAUUCUGAAAUUCAAGCAAUGCUUCAACAAAGAAUGUCUGGAGACAUCCUUGAGGAAGAAUGGGUUGAUAUUGUUAAAUACAUGUACAAUAAGGAAGAUUCUGUGAAUGUAAUUAUGAAGGUAACUGAAGCUAUUCAAGCCAUCCAAAACAAGCUCAACAGAGGAAACAGUAGACAAAUUGGGUCAACAUCUCCAACUAAAAGUAUUCCAAACAAUCAAAAUAAGGUUCCAUUCAAGAUUUUCCUCAAAGUCUUGUUGACAUAUCAAUUGAAAGGUCACGAGCAAUUCUUGUACAAGUUUGUCAAGUUGUUCAGAAAAGUUGAUGGAGACAAGAAUGGUAUCUUGAGUGAAAUUGAAUUCAAACAUUUACUUCACCUUAUUAAUCCAAAUAGAUCGGAAAGUGAUUAUGCUCAAUGGUUGAACUAUGUAGAUCCUUACAAUAAUCAACAUAUAACAUUUACUGAAUGUGUUACUUUCCUUUCUUCAGAACUCUUAAAGUUAAUGGGUGAAAAGUCUCAAAAUGAUUCUGUUGAUGAGGAAAAUGCGGAUGAGGAAUUUGAAUAUGAAAAUAAUGCUGAAAUGUAA
Messenger RNA from Naegleria gruberi, 2106 nucleotides. RefSeq lists its product as uncharacterized. The transcript is spliced from 3 exons. Gene Ontology annotation, molecular function: protein binding; calcium ion binding. Bases 1 to 2106 code for a protein of 701 amino acids. The record is from RefSeq and is a predicted model, not a curated record. Lineage: Eukaryota; Heterolobosea; Eutetramitea; Acrasida; Naegleriidae. Gene Ontology annotation, cellular component: cytoplasm.